Molecule: messenger RNA, 972 nt
Organism: Ochlerotatus camptorhynchus
Lineage: Eukaryota; Metazoa; Arthropoda; Insecta; Diptera; Culicidae
Product: cuticle protein 21-like
Exons: 2
Coding region: 85-723 (212 amino acids)
Cellular component (GO): extracellular matrix
Source: RefSeq, a predicted model, not a curated record
GACUUGACAGCCAACAAGAGGUAUGUCAGUUAGCUUUUCACUUUUCGUUUGAACAGUGUGAAAUACCCCCUUCUAAGCUUUACAAUGAGUUUGCUUAAAGUUGCCGUUUUCGCCGCACUAGCUCUGUGUGCUAGCGCCGAGCCUAAACCAAACCCGGGAGUCCUGGCCGCUCCAGUAGCUCCAGUGGCUUACUCAGCUCCAUUUGUUCAGGCUCCAUUCUAUGCUAGGGCUUAUGCUUCACCAUUCGCCUAUGCCGCUCCAGUUGCCGCUGCUUACACCGCUCGUGCAGCCCCAGUUGUUGCUGCUUAUAGCGCUCCAAUCGUCGCUGCUCGUGCUGCCCCAGUCAUUGCUGCUCGUGCUGCCCCAGUCAUUGCUGCUCGUGCUGCCCCAGUCGUUGCCGCUGCUGCCCCAAUUGUUGCUGCUCGUGCUGCCCAAGUGGUUGCUGCUCCCGUUCAGGCUGAGUUCACCGAUGCUUACCCACAGUACCAGUAUGCUUACAACGUUCAGGAUACUCUGACCGGUGACUCCAAGACUCAGGAAGAGACUCGUGAUGGCGAUGUUGUCAAGGGAUCGUACUCCCUGAUCGAACCUGACGGCAGCCGUCGUAUUGUCAACUACUACGCUGACCCAAUCAACGGAUUCAACGCUGUUGUGCAGAAGGAUGUCCCAGUUGCCGUUGCCACCCCAGCCGUUGCUGUGGCCGCCAAGACCGUUCUUGUUUAAGCAGAUAGCACGUCUCCGUUGUAGCGAUGAUUAGAAUCUGUCUAAAUAUGCUGUGUAUAUAGGACCAAUUCCCGAGUGUAAAUAGUCAUUAGGACUCCAGUGCCACCAUCAUUGUGCAACUUUAAGCAAUCACUCAUCUGUACAUAAUUUCCACUGCAAAAAAACAUUUGUUGCUAAAAGACAUGCACAUUGUACAGCCUCGUUUUAGAUAAUAAAAUCAAAAUUGCAACGCUUGUUAAAUGAAGAAUA